GAAAGAUAGUUGGCAAACGGCAAAGUGCAUGAUCAACAGCAGAGUACAAAAAAAGCGAAAUAUGCCUCCCGGAAGAUGGUUCGAUGGAAUCGAACUAGAAGAAUUAUCGCCAGAGAGAGGCGGUUACAUAUUUGCAAAGGAGAAAGUUCAAAGUACAAUAAACCACGACAAGGUUGAGAGUUUUGAUAUUGAAAAUGUAUACAGAAUUAAGAACAAGUACACUUGGAAUCGGUAUAAAGAGAGGAGGAAGGAAAUCAGCCAAGAACUAGGGGGUGCGUGGGUCACAGAAAUGCGCCUCUUUCACGGCUCACCCCACGCAAAGAAAAUCGCUACUGAAGGAUUUGACAGAGGAUUCGCCAAAAAAUCGGGAAUGUUCGGAGACGGCGUCUAUUUUGCGGAACAUUCAUCCAAAAGCAACAACUACGCUUUCGGUGCCUUCAAGAAAUGUGAAAAACACGACGAAUUGCAUUGCGAGAUUUGCAUUAGACGAAUUUUGAUUUGCAAAGUCGCUCUCGGAAGAAUGUAUGAGACGAAUAGGACUGUGAAAUCUCUUCCUGAAGGAUAUCAUUCAGUCAAAGCCAUACCAGAUACUGGUUUUCUGUUGCGUCCCGAGUACAUAAUUUACAAUGACGAUCAGGUAUAUCCUAGCUUUUUGGUAGAGUAUACUGCCAAGUAUAGUUCAAAAGGGAUCAAUAAUACAAGUGGCUCAUCUCGUAGAGGAAUAAUGCAGACAAUGAAGCAAAGCAAUCCAAUCAAACAAGUCAACCAACAAAGAAACUCGAAUAUGGAUAUGAAUAAGAGCAUAACCUUAAUAUUCGUUACAACAGUAUUGGUUUCUAAUUUGAUUCCUUUGAUUUAUGAAUUUUAUGAUAUUGGUACAAUCUCUUUACAGGCGGUUUACUCAAAUUUUUCACUUUUAGAUCAGUUAGCAUUUAUCUAUAUUCUUAUUGCAAUCUGUACUCGUUAUUUUGUUUGA
Molecule: messenger RNA, 976 nt
Organism: Neocloeon triangulifer
Lineage: Eukaryota; Metazoa; Arthropoda; Insecta; Ephemeroptera; Baetidae
Product: poly [ADP-ribose] polymerase tankyrase-like
Exons: 6
Coding region: 29-976 (315 amino acids)
Molecular function (GO): NAD+ poly-ADP-ribosyltransferase activity
Source: RefSeq, a predicted model, not a curated record